CGCACAGAUCGCUUGAUGGCGUCCGCUGACGACGAGGGCCUAAACGACUUCAAUUUCCUCUUGAGCAGCAACGCCAGCAAGCGCCUGUUUGACGACCAUCUCUGGUUCUCGGUGGCGAAGAGGCCCACUCCCAGUCGAUUGUCCAGAGUACAGCGCCUUUCAAUAUGCAUCGUGGUCUUAUUUCUGUGUAUGAUCUCCAAUGCCAUGUGGUUUAGAGAGGAAGAUGAUACAACAAGCGGCAUCCAACUAGGCCCUAUUAAGAUCACGUUCAGACAGGUCUGGGUUGGGCUGAUGAGCAGCGUUCUGGUUGUACCCCCCACGUUGAUUAUCAUGGAGGUCUUUAAACGAAGCAAACCCAGAAACUCCUGCACCACCAUCUUCCCCUAUGUAAGAGACAGCGACGAAAAUGAGAGCAAAUCGACGAGCGCAGACGAUGGGAAAUUUCACUCAGCAGUACAAAAACUGAUCACCAAAGAAAUGCAGGACAAGUCAAAAUCGAAGAGAGCGGACAAAGGGUUCGAAAUACUAGUCGAUCUUCAAAUGGAAUUAGAAGAAGAAGAAAAGACAAAAAGCAAGGAGAAAAAAAUCCGGAAAAAGCCGAUUCGAUUUCCGUGGUGGAGUGUGGUGUUCGGCUACGUUCUCGCCUUCUUGGCCGUAGCCACCUCGGCCUUCUUCGUGUUACUAUACAGUUUGGAGUGGGGUCCGGAGAAAUCCACGAAUUGGCUCAUUUCUCUUUUCUUCUCGUUUUCACAGUCCAUCAUCCUGGUUCAGCCGCUUAAGGUCUUGCUGGCUGCGGUACUGAUGGCGUGUCUACUGAGGAUGCCGGGGGAUGAGGAGGAGGAGGAAGACAUGAUGAUAGCGGAGCACAAACUACAAGAUGUUAUCCCUCCAAAACCGCACUCCAUCCCCGUCGCUGACAAAGUGAUCGAUUUAGAAGACAUGCGGGCCAGAAAGAAAGCAAGGAGAAGGGACCAACGCCUUACAGGAAAGCUGAGAGAGAUAUUCAUACACUUAUUAUAUCUGUGCCUGCUUGUGCUGAUUUGCUUUGCCAACAGAGACAGAAACUUCUUCAGGCAGAAUUACAACUUGCGGAACAGUUUGGACCUGACAGAUGACAAUUUUGCCAAAGUACAACGAAUAGAAACCAUCUUUUCCUGGUUGAAUGACACCAUAUUCCCAGCCGUGUUUCCCACUGAAAAUUACAAUGGCGACCUGUACACGGAGGCAGACGAUCUGGCCUUCGUCCGGGACAUGAGGGGGCUGCGACUAGGACCUUUGCGUUUACGACAACAGCGAGUGAAAGAAGAUUCCUGCAACGUCGUAAAUCCUAUGAACAAGUUCCUCAACGGCUGCAACCCUAUGAUUAGUGGUGGAGACAUGGAUAAAGGCGCCUAUGGUCCUGGUUGGGUAACCACGGCUUCAAACAGCACCUCACAACUGGCCCAGGCGUUCAUGUUCUCUCCUCCCAACGGCCCAAACGACCAGACUGUCUACGGCCAGGUUGACCACUACGAGGGGGGCGGUUAUAUGGUCGAGGUCAGCUCAGCAAACGACAGCGUACAUAUUUUAACAAGCCUGAAAGAUCUCAACUGGAUUGACCGUUUGACCAGAGCCGUGAUAGUGGAGUUCACCGUUAACAACGCCAAUGUGAACGUCUUCUCCAUGGUCCGAAUCAUCGUGGAACUACCUGCUGUUGGCGGGAUAUUCAUCAAGAAAGAACUGGUCAGUUUUCGGCCUUACCCAUAUGUUGAUCCAUUCGACUUUGUGUUGCUCCUGGUCCAAGUCAUCUGGGCGGUGCUUGUGUUCGUUCUUCUGGGGAUGGAGGUGGUGAAGAUGGUGAAGUUAAAGAAGAAGUAUUGCCAACAACUGUGGCACUUCAUAGAACUGGGGGAUCUGUGUUUGGCUAUCACCAGCAUGGUGUGUUUCGUCCUCAGAACCGUAUACACCAUCAGGUCGGUCGAAGACGUGAAGAACAAUGGAGGCCAUUUUGUUGGUUUCGAUCUUGUCGCCAACUGGGACAACGCCUACACUGUGAUCAUCGCCAUUGACCUUUUCCUGGCCACCCUUCAGUUAUUCCGACCUUUGACCUUCAACAAGCACCUUGCCAUAGUCCAGUCCGCUCUGAUCCGAGCGUUUAUCGCUGUGACCACGUAUAUGGUCAUAUUUGGGAUUUUACUCUUCUCCUAUGCACAGGCUCUGCAGUUGAUAGCCGGUCAGGUGAUCGCUGCGUUUCGGGCACUUCCCUACGCCAUGUUUAAUCUUUUUGGCGUCAUGCUCGGAGUGUUAAAGUACUCCAAUAUUAUCACAUCAGAGAGCCUUCUUGUCAGCAUAUUCUUCACAGCUUUCACCAUGACCAUGAACUUUAUCAUCCUGAAUAUGUUUAUAUCUAUAAUAAACGAUGGACUAACGGAGGUGAAGGGGAAUGAAGAGCUCCAGGAUUACGAUGAAGAGUUGGCAGAACACGUGUGGUCUAAAAUGGACGCCUGGAUUAAGGCCAUAUUUCAAAGAAAGGACAAGUCUGCUCUUGGGGAACCAACUCAGAACGAAGGAUCAAACUCAGCGAAGUCAUCGGCAAAAGCACCACAAGUGGUCAUCACUUUGGCUGAAGAACCGGUCAAACAGGAAGACCAAGAAAGAAAGAAGGACCCGCUGAUUGUCAAGAGUGAGGAAGGAAGGGCAUUGUUGGUUAAGGCAAACAACCAGAAGCUUUCUGUACAGAAAGGACGAAGAGCAAGGAAACUGGCAACGGCCAAUAGUUUAGCCUGUUUGAUGGAAGAAAAGUUCUUACGGGUAUUUCAUACAUAUAACAAAGAUGAAACUACACGAGAAAAAUGGAAGAGAACAAUUGAAGAAAUACGGUUGAAAAAUCAUCGCCAAAAGAUUGACAAAAUCGGCGAAAAAUUCGUCGAAUGUCGGAUGCACAUACACAAGUUAUGUAGAGCAAGAACUGCAGACCAUUUUGGAAGAACCAAAUUUGAUUCAAUCGUCUACGCCUCAAACCAAGGGCACAGAAGAGGAUCUGUUAGAAAAAUCUCACAAUGAACUCUUAGUUUCGGAAGAAUUA
Molecule: messenger RNA, 3064 nt
Organism: Lingula anatina
Lineage: Eukaryota; Metazoa; Brachiopoda; Lingulata; Lingulida; Lingulidae
Biological process (GO): detection of mechanical stimulus
Cellular component (GO): membrane
Molecular function (GO): protein binding; calcium channel activity; calcium ion binding
Source: RefSeq, a predicted model, not a curated record